GAAUGAAGCUUAUGAUUAAUACCUUUUUACAAUUUGUACAAAAAAAGGCAUAUUGCACUAGCCAUAAAAGUAUUUCGUCGAUGCUGACAUCCCACCAUACUGUUUUUAGAAUAUAAAAAAUAUAGUCCAUAUAUAUAUAUAAACAUUUUAUCAUAUAAUCGCAAUGAUGCAGAUAAAUUCGUCAAUUGCACUUUACAUGAUUGUAACACCAAUUUAUUAUUGAUUGAGCAGGCCUGUGAUAAAUAUCCCGUAUCGAUCUCGAAGAACAAGAAGUGCAAAUAUAUUUCUUUGGUGCGAUGGCUGCUAUCGAGGAGAAAGAUGAGAGCAAAGAGGAAUCCAGUGGAAUGAGCUGCUGUGAUAGAGUGAAGUGGUUCAUACAAAAUGUGACCGUGGAACCGCUGAUGCUCUGCUACAUCUUACCCAGCGUGCUGGCGGAGUUGGCGAUGCAAAACUUGAAUUUGGAAAAAGCGUGCAGAGUCGAUUUGCAAUAUGAUAAUAGCACGUGCGAUGCUAUGUACGUUAGGAACGCGACGGGAUACACGAAGGACGAAGAAGCUACGGUUCAGAAACUCGUGGCUACUAUGACAGCCAUCCGGAAUAUCUUCCAGAGCAUUCUUCCUUGCAUCGUGCUGGUAUUCAUAGGAUCUUGGAGCGACAGAUAUAAAAGACGACUUCCGUGCAUUCUAAUUCCAAUAGCAGGAGAGAUAUUCGCAAUCAUUGGAUUCAUUUUGCUCACCUACUUCUUCUACGAGCUUCCGAUCAUCUUCAAUAUUUUAGUGCACGGUAUCAUUCCGGGAUUAUCGGGAGGUUGGGCCGUCAUGUUUAUGGGUGCGAACGCGUACAUCUGUGACAUCUCCAGCAUUGAAACAAGAACCGUGAGGAUCGGAGCCUUGACCAUCUUGUCUAACGCUUCGAUUCCAAUUGGAAUAGCCGUGAGCGGGAUACUCCUGAUGAACUUCGGUUUCUACGUGACUUUCAGCUUUGCGUUGGGUUUGCUGACAAUUGGAUUCUUCUACGGAAUGUUCGUCGUUAAAGAAAACUCCAAGGAAUUCGACUUCAAUAAGAAACAACGUUUUGCGUGUUUGAGAGAUUUCUUCAAAUUCAGUUACGUGAAGGAAACGAUGGUUGUUGCCUUUAAGGCUAGAGAGAAAAAUUUUCGAAGCAGGAUCAUGGUUUGCUUACUUUUGAUUAUGCUGAUCGUGGGCCCUCUUCAUGGAGAAAUGACUGUGAUGUAUCUAUUUUUAAGAUACAAAUUUGGAUGGAACGAAACAGACUACGGUAUAUUUUUAACUGUCCAUUUCUUAAUACAAAUUAGUGGUACUGCUUUUUCCUUGUACAUCCUCUCCAAAAGAUUUAAAAUUCACGAUGCCGUCAUUGGAGCUCUUGCAGCAUUUUGCAAAGUCGUAGCUUGCAUCGUUAUGGCCUUUGCACCCACAGCAAUUUACUUUUAUUUAGGUAUCGCUAUUGAAGCUUUACACGGUGCCUCCUUCGUAGCAAUGAGAGCAAUCAUCUCUAAGCUGGUACCGCCGAACGAGUUAGGCAAGGUUUAUUCACUGAUGGGAGCUUCGGAAGCACUGAUGCCGUUGAUCUAUGGUCCACUUUUCGGAUUGAUUUAUAGACAAACAAUUGAUAUCUUCCCCAGUGCAUUUUAUUUUAUUGGAGCUAUUUUGACAGCGCCAUGCAUUUUCAUCUUUCUGUGGUUGUAUAACCAGUACAAGCUUGAUGAUGCCCAAAAAGAGAAAGAAGUUGAAUUGGCUGUAGAACUUUUAGCAAUAACUGAAGCCGACGCCACCGUGAACACUUAGUUAAUAUAUUGUUUUUCCCUUUAUCUUAAAUCACGAUUAUAUAGUUCAUGAUUCUCUGUGAUAGUAGAAUAUGCUUUUAUAAUUGGG
This is a messenger RNA of Nicrophorus vespilloides, 1892 nucleotides long. RefSeq lists its product as uncharacterized. Gene Ontology annotation, molecular function: transmembrane transporter activity. Gene Ontology annotation, biological process: transmembrane transport. The transcript has 6 exons. Gene Ontology annotation, cellular component: membrane. Bases 297 to 1805 code for a protein of 502 amino acids. Lineage: Eukaryota; Metazoa; Arthropoda; Insecta; Coleoptera; Silphidae. The record is from RefSeq and is a predicted model, not a curated record.